This is a messenger RNA of Selaginella moellendorffii, 1037 nucleotides long. RefSeq names its product 26S proteasome non-ATPase regulatory subunit 14 homolog. The transcript has 6 exons. Gene Ontology annotation, biological process: proteasome-mediated ubiquitin-dependent protein catabolic process; protein deubiquitination. Lineage: Eukaryota; Viridiplantae; Streptophyta; Lycopodiopsida; Selaginellales; Selaginellaceae. Gene Ontology annotation, molecular function: protein binding; proteasome binding; metallopeptidase activity. The record is from RefSeq and is a predicted model, not a curated record. The coding region runs from base 23 to 961 and encodes 312 amino acids. Gene Ontology annotation, cellular component: proteasome regulatory particle, lid subcomplex.
UCUUUAGGGUUGUUGGCGUGCAAUGGAGCGGCUCCAGAGGAUCAUCUCCAGCGGCGCUGGCGGGGCGGGCGGCGGUGGCAUGCCUCACCCCGAUUCGCCCCUCGUCGACACGUCCGAGCAGGUCUACAUCUCCUCGCUAGCGCUGCUCAAAAUGCUCAAGCACGGGAGAGCUGGAGUCCCCAUGGAAGUCAUGGGACUGAUGCUUGGGGACUUUGUGGACGAGUACACUGUUCGCGUGGUGGACGUCUUUGCGAUGCCUCAGAGCGGUACUGGCGUGAGUGUGGAGGCCGUGGAUCCAGUGUUCCAGACUAAGAUGAUGGACAUGCUGAAGCAAACAGGACGGAGUGAAAUGGUUGUAGGAUGGUACCAUUCUCAUCCUGGUUUUGGCUGCUGGCUAUCCGGAGUAGACAUCAACACCCAGCAAAGCUUUGAAGCUUUGAAUCAAAGAGCUGUGGCGGUGGUGGUGGAUCCUAUCCAAAGUGUGAAAGGCAAAGUCGUGAUCGACGCGUUUAGGCUGAUAAACCCGCAGACUAUGAUGCUUGGUCAGGAGCCGAGGCAAACGACUUCGAAUCUCGGUCAUCUCAACAAGCCCUCUAUUCAGGCUCUGAUCCAUGGUUUAAACCGGCACUACUACUCGAUCGCGAUCAACUAUCGCAAGACCGAGCUGGAGGAGAAAAUGCUGCUCAACCUGCACAAGAAGACUUGGACAGACGGCCUGACUCUCCAACACUUCGAUAGUCACGCGAAAACAAACGAAUCCACAAUCAAGGAAAUGCUCGAUCUUGCCGUCAAGUAUAACAAGGCAGUCCAAGAGGAGGACAAGCUCUCCCCCGAGAAGCUCGCGAUUGCAAACGUUGGAAGGCAAGACGCGAAGAAACAUCUCGAUGAAAACGUUGCCAACCUCAUGUCUUCCAACAUCGUCCAGACGCUCGGCACGAUGUUAGACACUGUUGUAUUUUAACACAGCCAAGAACAUAUCAUGAUCAUACGUUUUAGAAAUGACUGAGAUCUUCAAAUGAAAGUCUGGGUUUUAGACA